AUGUUUGGCGGAGGAGCAGGGCAAUCGACGGGUUUUGGGUUUGGUGCUGCCAACAAUCAGCAGCAGCAGCAGGGCGGUGGAGGAAUAUUUGGGGGUGGACAGCAGCAAAAUCAGGGAGCCAGUAACCGUGAGUAUCUUUGCCCACUGAAUGCGCUGACCAAGUGAGGAGCAGGCGCCGUCGCGGUCCAGGGCGUAGGAGCUUCUCUCUGAUUGCUGAGCAGAUCUCAAAGCGACUCAGCAGCAGAUGGCGGCGCGCAAACUCGCGGAGGCGUCCUUGAGCGUGUUGUUGCCACCUCGAAUGCGCCUCAUCUUGCUUCUCUGACAUCUGUGUCCGGCUCCUCCUUGCUUCCAUCCUGCUGUCUUCUCAGCAUUUGGCCAACCAGCUCAACCGAUGUUUGGCCAGCCUGCUGGGUCAGCUGCCUCAAAUCCAUUUGGUAGCACGGCUCAGACGCAGCAGCAGUCACAGCCGUCUACCAGCUUUUCAUUUGGCAGUGCUGGUGCUUCGACUGCUCAGCAGCCUUCUACCUUCGGUGUCCAGGCUAACAAGCCCGCUGGAACGUUUUCCUUCGGAGCUGCCAACACUGGACAGACACAGAGCUUUGGAUUCGGUGAGUGAUUGCUCAAGCGCUGUUGAGCUCAAGACAAUGCACGACGCAGCACACAGAAUAUCUUGUCAUUGCAUCGAUGAGCAUUUUACGGCAGGGCUGACACCACAUGAGUUGCGCGAUUGAACAGGUGCCCCUCAGCCCGCCCAACAGCCCGCUUUCGGAGCUGCAAACAACAAUCUGUUCGGGCAAAAGCCAGCCGGCGGUGGGCUCUUCGGCUCCAAUCAGCCAAGCAGCACUGGCAAUGCUCUAGGUCAACCUGCUCAGUCCCAAGGCGGCAUCUUCGGCGGCAGUGAGUACGAUUGGUGUUCGAUCAAUACAGCUGCUGACGCUACGAUGGCUCCCAUCAGCGAAUGCGCUCGCAGGUCAAGCAGCCAUGCCCACUCAGGGUACCCUGAACCCACCUUAUCGCGAAACGGUCAUUUCGGAGUCGGACAAUAACAACUCCAAGGUCGGCGACUACAAGUACACCGCGAUAACCAUGGCACCUGCGUACAGAGCUGCAUCCUUCGAAGAAUUGCGUUUGCAAGACUACCAGCAAGGGCGCACAAAUGGCAAUUCUGGACCAUCGAUUGGUGGAUUUGGCGUACCUGCUCAGACGAAUCCCUUCGGACAGACCUCUCAGCAGCAGCCAGGUGGAAUUUUUGGCGCGCAGCAGCCGCAACAGAACAGCAUGCCAUUCGGCCAACAGCCGCAGCAACAGCAGCAGGCAGGGGGAAUAUUUGGGGCCCAGCAGCAGCCACAGCAGACUGGUGGAAUCUUUGGCGGCAACACCGCUGCAGGACAGACGGGCGGCAUGUUUGGCCAGAACAGCCAACAAGGCCAGCAGACCGGUGGAUUCUUCGGUCAAAACAACGCCGGCCAGCAAGGUGGUCAAGCUGGCACGUUCGGAGGAUUUGCUACCACUACGCCUCAGCAGCCUGCCGCUAACUCAUUCGGAGGGUUUGGGCAGCAAAACAACACACCAAAACCGGGAGGUCUGUUCGGCUCCAACAAUAAUGCUUUUGGCGCACCUCAACAACCCCAACAGCAGCAAAAUACAUUCGGCUUUGGCGCAAACAAUAAUCAGCAGCAGCAAGGCCAACAACAAGGCACCUCGACGUUUGGUGGAGGCACAAGUACCUUUGGAGGUUUUGGCAAUACCUCUUCGGCACCCAAACCAGGGGGUCUCUUUGGUACAGCACCUGCUGCCUCCACUGCACCGUCAUUUUCUUUUGGUGCCACAAGCUCUGCAGCUGCGGCACAGCCCAACAAGCCCGCGUUCAGCUUCGGCGGGGGGACAAACACGUUCGGCUCGAGCGGUGCGACCACCGGAUCCGCCGCUGCUCCAUCUCAGGGCCUCUUUGGACAAAGUCAGCCAGUGACCACCAGUCAGCCGGGAGGCGGUUUCGGCAGCACGGGCGGAUUUGGUGGCAACACCACGUCCCAGCCUUUUGGUCAGUCGCAGCCGGGCCAACAGACCAAUCAGCCAGCAACUUCUGGCUUCGGCUCUGGUGGAUUGUUCGGCAACAAGCCGGCCACGAGCGGUGGUCUCUUUGGCCAAAAUCAGCAACAGCAACAAUCCGGCCAGCAGCCUCCUACUGCAUCGACUUUUGGCGGAUUUGGUGGUAACAACAACAAUCCGCCCGCAGGGCAAGGCGGUGGCUUGUUCAGUGGAUUCAAUAACGGAGCGAACAAUGCCACAAAGCCGCUCUUUGGAGCUGCAUCCGCUCAGCCGUCAGGCGGUGGCUUAUUCGGUAAUGCCGGUGCGAGUCAGAGUACUGGAGGCUUGUUUGGUGCGCAGAGCCAGGCACCAGGCACAGGUGGCCUGUUUGGCCAGAGUCAGGCUGCUGGCAACGCAUCAAUGUUCGGAAACACACAGAAUUCGGGCACGUCUCUGUUUGGCAACUCUGCACAAGCCCAGCCGGCGCAGCCUCAAAUGCCGAAUUUCCAAGCUAGCCUCGUCAAAGACCCCUAUGGCACCGAUGCUCUUUUUGCUCAGCAUGCGCAACCCAAAGCAGCUGAUCCGGAUGCCGGUCUGGCACGACAACCGUACCUGCCCUUCAACGUUAGCGCUGACAAAGUGCCUCGCAAAGCUAUUCCUGCCAUCCGACCUUUCAGCCCCAAUACGAAGGGUGCGGCACGCUUCACCCGUCUGCGCGGUACCACGCCUGGUUUCAGCACUCGCGAGGACACGCCGGGUCGCGAAGGAUCACCUUCUCUCUUCGGUUACGGGUCUGCAAACGCGCGAGCGAGCCCAGCGAAGAGCCUCUUGAGAGGCCUCAGUGAUGAUUUGCCGGCUGCGGAUGGCAACCGCGCAGCUUCGCCCGGACUGCCGCUUCAGGCUUUCAAUCGCAGGAGUGGAAGCGUUCGUCGGUUGGUGCUUGACGACGAUGCUGACAAUCUUGGCGGCAGUCUCUCCACCAGAUCUCUGUUUGGCUCCACCUCGAGAGCUGGAAGUGUGGUUCCAGGCUCUAGAAAGAGCGCCACGCCUGGCGGUGAUUCUCUGUUUGGCACACGUGGAGGCACUGCUCCACCGGGUCAAGAGUCAGCACCGCGCGUGGCCUUCAGUCCCGCGCUUGAGGCGGGCGUGGCGACAAGCCGUAGGCCCAACUUGGCCGACACUAGCCGUCUGAGCGGAGCUGCGGACUCCAGCGUCAAUACGUCUGUCUUAGGCGGACGAGCUGGCGCGGAUGUCGAUACCCCAAGCAGACCACCGCUUCGAGAGGUGACAUCUGCUUUGCCCUCUCUCACCUCGACGAGGAACCGCAAGGACGAUGCGUCGGCUCCUACUACCGACCGGGAAGAUCAUCUGCCUUUGAACUACUACACUUCACCGCCUGUGUCGACCCUACAGACUUACAGCAAGCGAGAGCUUUCUGCGGUCAAGGACUUUGUUGUGGGACGUCACGGAAGUGGCUCCGUGCGAUUCCUCGAGCCCGUGGACCUUUCGAGCGUUCCGGACUUGAACCUCAUCGCAGGUGGAAUCGUCGUGAUUCGCUCACACGAGACGAUGGUGUACCCCAAAGAAGCAGAAAUUUACGUUGGAGACACGAACGAAUUGGGCGAUGGCGUGCUGGCCGAUUUCGAACCCGACGAGAUGCAUUACCCACCUGUGGGCGAGGGACUGAAUCAUGCCGCUCUCGUGAGCCUGCAAGGUCACUGGGUGCUCGACAAGGCUACGCGCAAACACAUCACUGAUCCUUCGCACGCUAGGGUCAAGCAGAGGAUCGCGAAGCUGAAAGCCGUACCUGGCACCCACUUUGAGUCUUACGAUCCCGCAGAGGGCAUCUGGCGUUUCAGAGUUGAUCAUUGGAGCAGGUACGGUCUGGAUGACGACGAUGACGAAGAUGAGGAGGAAAUGCAGGCUGAAGAUGCGAAAGCAGCUGCUGCCCGACGCGCCAACACCCCGAAGAAGAGUGUUGGCUCUGGAGUUUUCAGACCAAGACGCGCCACAUCCGCAAAGCCCGACCACGCAGAUGAUGCGGACGCGCAUUCGGAAGCAUCUAUGCGUCUCAGCGAGCUGCGAAGCCCUGAGCCAGUCACCGCACGUGACACCGAGGAUGCCACACCACGCUUUGUGCAGGCGCGCUUGCGAGCGACAAAGUCACCGACACCAGUCGGCCAGGAUUUCGAAGCGUCAUCCAGACGCAUGGCACAGCAGCCUUGGGCCGCAACGCUGGGAUUGGAACCGAGGCGCGUGCAGGUCAUGCAGGCAAGCUUCUUUGGGCAGGCGUCGCCUGCUCAGGAGACCAAACAGCAAUCAAGUGGGUCCGCUCUUCUCGGCAACCGCAAGCAUGCGCGUCGAAGCUCUCAUGGGGCUGCGCCGAUUGCCGCCGGCGUGAGUUGCGCACGAUCUUGCUGCAUACUUCGACCGCUGUGGCCCUGACCCUCGUCCACUCCCGUGCAUACAGCGCUCGACGUUCUCCACGCCAGCUUCUGCUCCGGUAGAAGCGCCUUUGACCGUCUCUGCGCCUAUUGCCAAACCGCAGAAAUUCUCGAGAACGGAAAACACCAGCUCAAUCGUAGCUGGUGCUGAACGCCUGACGAUUGAUGCUGGUUUGUCCAUGGGACGCAGCUUCCGCGUUGGUUGGGGACCGGAUGGAACUAUUGCCCACAUUGGCAAGCUCUUCGUUGGCACUCAAUCAGUGGCGUGAGUUCGCAUGUUCUCAGCGGCGAAUGGGCAAAGGGAACAUGUUACCAGACCCUUUCCGUCGAAUUUGCGAAUGAUAUGAAAUUCAUUUCCACUUUGAUCUGACGUUGAUCUGCCUGAUUUGUUCCCGUGCAGAUCUUCUUCGCGUCGCACAGAUAACUUGCCCUCUUCUGCUGUGCGCCUCGAAAAGUUGCGUCUCUUUAGCGAUCCCGAGGUGAGCCUGGAAUCUUGCCAUCUUGCGAACUGACGAGCAAGUAGUUUACGUCGUCGAUUGUUGCAUUUUCAAAGUCUGACGCAAAAAACGCGAAGAACCUGCUUGAGCGGCAAUUUAGCCACACUCAAAUCGAUACAGAGGAAAAAGAGGCAGAGGAAGGGGAGGAGGAGGGAGCUGUGAUUGAAGCGCGCCUCGAAGAUGCGACAACGCCCCUGGCCUUUUUGCGGCCUGACACGCGUUUCAAGCAUUUCGCUUCGCUUUUUGAGGCCAACGACCGUUCACACGACGCAACGAUUUGGAGGCUAGGCGCGGCGCUCUUUGACGAAAUCGACCUCCGGCUCCCAGAGGAUGCGCCAUCCGACACUUCUGCCACUGCGUUGAGCAUCAGACGUAAGGCUGUACUCUCCGCCACCCUUGCUCAUGCAGUCUCCAACACGGUGGAAGUUGAGGCGCGCUCAUGUGUCGCAGCCAAUCGACCUGCCGCUCUCAUCUUUACUCAUCUCACUGGGUACCAAAUUGAGAGGGCGUGCGUAGCAGCUAUCGAAGCUGGUGAUGUCCGACUCGCAACUCUGGUGGCGCAGGCUAGCGGAGGCGAUGAAGAGACGAGAGCAGACGUCAAUGACCAGCUGACCGUCUGGAGACAGCAAGCGGCCCUGGCUCAUAUUUCCAACGAUCAUCGGCGAGUCUAUGAGGUUCUGGCGGGCAACGUCACACUCUCCGAGGGCAUCGACGCAGCUCAACAGAGGCGCGCAAAUGACCCCGUCGAUCGAGCGGACGACAUUCAAAUCCCAGCCGAACUGGAUUGGAAGCGAGCUUUUGGACUCCACCUGUGGUAUGAUACGGCGCACUCUGACCCUCUCAGGUCUGUAGUAGAACGCUACGAAGCCGCAGUCGGUGGUCGAGGUGGCACUGCGCCUCCUUUACCACCGUACUUGGAAUCUAGUCAGAAAGGUUCGCUCCAGCUGCGCUCGACGAUGCUAAAGUCUGACUAUGCUAGAGAUGCUCUUUUCCAGCUCAUCAAGCUUUCCGCGAACUCCGACUUCCAGCUGGAAGACGCUCUCCGCCCAAGAGGGUUCGGUGCUGCUCUUGCAGACCUCCGACUGCCUUGGCAUCUCUACCAGCUGCUCUCCCGUGUCCUGCGCAUUCGCGACUUUGAUGACAGAUUGGACCUGGGCGUCGAGGUAGAAGAAGAGGGCAUACAAGGCCAUAGCUCGCGUGCAGACAGCUUGACAUCCAGCUACGCCUUCCAGCUCGAGUCUCUUGGCCUGUGGACAUGGGCAGCAUUUGUUCUCUUGCAUCUCGAGUUUGAAGCAAGCCGCGAAGCGGCGAUCAAGGCUUUGCUUGCCCGCAACGUGCUCAAGAUCACCAACGAAGGAUCGGAGGAGGAGGACUUUUUGCUGUCGCAUCUGAGCAUACCUGAAGCGUGGUUGCACGAGGCGAGGGCGCAUGAGGCUUGCUACCGCAACGAUCGGUUUGCUCAGUAUGAGUCGCUGCUCGCGGCACGGGACUAUGCCUCUGCUCAUCGCGUAGUUGUGCGUUAUCUUGCGCCGGAGGCCAUCAUCCGUAACGAUUUGCACGUACUCGUGAAGCUUUUCGCCUCCUUCACCGACGCUCAUCCCAACGGCGGCCUGGACGACCUGCCGGGUUGGAAAUUGGGGGGCCGCGUCUACCUUGACUAUGCAGCUUGCAUCCGCCAAAUUCCCCACCUGGUGGGACUCAACAAUCAGAAUCGACUGCCACCGCCUGAGAAGGCUACCCUCGCUCGGCUCGUGUCGCGCUUGGCAGAGCUUCUCGAGCUCGUUCCCGGCCUCUUUCAAGACGUAGAAAGCAGCCUCACACACAAAGUGGCAAAAUGCGAAAGUGAGUAUCCCGUGAGCCGACUUUGCCAUCGGCACGACACAUGGAACUUGACUGACGCCCAUCUUGGAUGUGACUGCGCUGUCGUAGUGCUGGCAAGUCUUCACAACCUUGCUCGUGCCACGCAGUCCAUUUCGGAAGUGCCAUUGGCCCCGUGGGACAGCAGCGGCCCCCCUCGCACAAACGAGCUGCAAUACGCGGCCAACGAGCACCUAAAAUUGCUGAUCGGGUCAUUUGCCUAA
This is a messenger RNA of Ceraceosorus bombacis, 7050 nucleotides long. Lineage: Eukaryota; Fungi; Basidiomycota; Exobasidiomycetes; Ceraceosorales; Ceraceosoraceae. The record is from the annotation of a GenBank genome assembly.